Striga hermonthica is the source of this 1200-nucleotide messenger RNA. The record is from the annotation of a GenBank genome assembly. Lineage: Eukaryota; Viridiplantae; Streptophyta; Magnoliopsida; Lamiales; Orobanchaceae.
AUGGAUUACGGUGUGCCUGAGCAGAACGCCGCUGCGUACGGCGAGGAUGAGCCGCAGUAUGAAGGGCAGUAUGAAGCAGACGAGGGAAACUACAAUUCAGUUGAUAACGUAGAUGGUAGUUCAGGCUUAAAGCACGAUUCUUCCUCGUCUGCAGGAAAACUUUUCGUCGGAGGCAUUGCUUGGGAGACUUCAGAAGAGUCGUUCUGCAGGUACUUCAGGAAGUAUGGUGAAAUUACAGAUUCGGUCAUUAUGAUGGAUAAAAUCACUGGUAGACCACGAGGUUUCGGAUUCAUAACAUUUGCCGAUCCUGAAGUUGCUGAUAGGGUUCUACAUGAAGAACAUGUCAUAGAUGGCAGAACGGUAGAAGUGAAGAGAACAGUUCCCAGAGAGGAGGGUAGGGGAGGAGUAUCAAAGACAAAGAAAAUCUUUGUGGGUGGUCUUCCAUUAUCACUAAAUGAAGAUGAUCUGAGGGAAUAUUUCUCUUCAUAUGGAAACAUCGCGGACCUCCAAAUUAUGCUCGAUCACACAACUGGUCGGUCGAGGGGCUUUGGGUUUGUAACUUUUGAGACUGAAGAUGCUGUUGACAAGAUAUUCUCUGACGGUCACAUGCAUGAAAUUGGUGGGAAGCAUGUUGAGAUAAAGAGGGCCGAGCCGAAGAGAUCUGGCUUUGACAAUUCAUUCGACAAUCGGCUUCACCGUGGGGGCAACAGUUCCAAAUACUCUGGCAAUUUUGCUCGCGGCCCCGAAAGCUUUGGCGGUGCAUAUGCUGGCAAGAUUGGCAGAGGCUAUGGUGGUGGCUAUGGCAGUUAUGGUAAUUACGGGGGUUAUGGCAACUUUGCCGGAGAUUAUUCCAGCGGGGCCGCCGGAUUUUAUGGCGGCGGCGGGUAUGGCGGUGGAUAUGGAUACGGAUAUGGAUUUGGUGGUGGGCCAAUGUACGGUGGUGGUGGUGGUUAUGGAGGUGGCGGUUUUGCAGGCCCCACUGGCUAUGGUGGUGCUGGUGGUUAUGGUGUAGGUAAAGGGUUUGGUGGGCCCGGUGGUGGAUACGAUGGCGGGAGAGGGUUUGGAGCUGGUGCCGGAGGCUAUGGCCCGGCAAGAGGAGGAUAUGGUGGUCCUGCCGGAGGCUUUGGCGAUGGAUAUUCCGGUAAAGGGUAUGGGAAUGGUAAUGGGGCAAACGGCAGGUUUCAUCCAUACCGGAAGUGA